UAUAUCCUAUAUGAUCAUUUGGUUUGAUCAUUCAUUAAUUCUGGAUGCAAAAUGAAAACACUCCAUCUCCCAUGGUUCUGCAUAUUUCUUGCUGCAACAAAAUCACAGUCGCUUACAACAGAUCAGAAAUCUGAAAAUUCACUGGCAGUGGUUUGUGCCAACCAGUCAUCGGACCACGAAAUGAACAAUUUGAGACAACAAUUGAAUCAAGAGACUAUAAUAAGGUUAUCACUCACGAGACAAGUGUAUUCUUUGGUGGAUGAUAUGAUAACAAUGAAAAAACACAUGGCGAAAAUGGAAGCUAGAGUACAGGAAGUGGAAAAGAAAGAGCAUGUUCUUCAACUUGAGAAUCAAAGAUUGCAAAGGCAACUAGAUAAGUAUCUGAGGAUGAACAAUUCAAUUGGUGAAAAUUCCGCACAAAUCAGAAAAAUAAAGAAUGAUCUCUUCAAUUUCACUUCAAUCAUGGACGCCGUUUCCAAUGGAACGUAUAAGGACAAAAGAGUCGUUGUAUUCAAUGCAGCCGUCAGCAACACUUUAAAUCUGCAACGCAACACUCCAGUCAAUGUUGUGUAUGACACAGUUUUAUAUCAAACUGGCGACGUAUAUAAUCCACGGAAUGGUUUCUUCACGGCGCCCUCUGGUGGUCUCUAUGUCUUUUCGUGGACAACUUUAGUUGCAGCUCAUAAGAUAUUUGAUGCAGAACUUUUAGUUAACGGACAAAGAAAGGGUUUAGGUAACUGUAACAAUGAAGCCAAUCCUGGAUACGAAAACUGUGCAUGUACCAUUCCUGUUGUUCUAAAAUUUGGAGACGAAGUCAAUAUACGUACAACUACUGCAAAUUAUAUCCACGGAAAUCAUUGGUCAAGCUUCAAAGGUUGGAAAGUUUGGUAAUACCAACGCAUUUUAAUUUCAUCAAUUAUGCAUUUAAACUUAUUUUGCAUUGGAUAUAUAAUAUUUUACUGACUGAAAAUUGCAAGUGAAAAUGUUCUUUGAUCAGAAAAAUGUUAGUCAUUGUCUGGCCUUAAGGUGUACAAUAAAUAUUUUUCAAAUGUU
Messenger RNA from Saccostrea echinata, 1053 nucleotides. RefSeq lists its product as uncharacterized. Gene Ontology annotation, molecular function: protein binding. Bases 52 to 891 code for a protein of 279 amino acids. Lineage: Eukaryota; Metazoa; Mollusca; Bivalvia; Ostreida; Ostreidae. The transcript is spliced from 2 exons. The record is from RefSeq and is a predicted model, not a curated record.